AUGUCCUGGACAAAUUUAUGUGUUGAUUUCAAACUAAGAAAGGCGCGCAAAGGCGGAAGCUAUACAUGGCACUGUCUUUACUCGUCUCUGCCUCCAACGAACCUGCCAACUCCGAAUAAAGGGACACCUCUUUCCGGUCGUGAUCACCUAAGCCGUGGCGCAACGCAUCCUCCGAGGCUAUCCGUGAAGAUAUUCUUUUCUCGGUUAGACGUAUGUGUAUGCGCGCUUGUGUACUUCUUGCUCUACUUGGAUGGUGGGAUGCUUUUCUAUCACUAUGUCUUUGGAUUCUCAGAGUGGGAAUUUCACGAUUUUUCGAAGGCAGUAAGUAAGAGAUUUUAAGGAGUCGAGAUUUACUACUUUUAGUUACUGCUUAAAUUUAAUUCAUCCUCAUGUUUCUGGCGCACGGAUAAGUAGUAAGGGUCUGUUAUUCGCAGUCCCACGGCGACAGUGAUGCACGCGCCACAUUUUUCAAGAUGAUUUAAUGAUGCAGCUCGAAUGAAGAUCAACG
Molecule: messenger RNA, 508 nt
Organism: Amoebophrya sp. A25
Lineage: Eukaryota; Dinophyceae; Syndiniales; Amoebophryaceae
Source: the annotation of a GenBank genome assembly